Molecule: messenger RNA, 981 nt
Organism: Suillus bovinus
Lineage: Eukaryota; Fungi; Basidiomycota; Agaricomycetes; Boletales; Suillaceae
Product: GPCR fungal pheromone mating factor
Exons: 4
Coding region: 1-981 (326 amino acids)
Biological process (GO): G protein-coupled receptor signaling pathway
Cellular component (GO): membrane
Molecular function (GO): mating-type a-factor pheromone receptor activity
Source: RefSeq, a predicted model, not a curated record
AUGCACCCAGAGUUCACACCAGUUUCGUUCCUCGCAGCUCUGUCGCUGCUUCUCCCUCUGCCAUCGCAAUGGCGAGCACGAAAUGUUGCAACCCUCUCUAUCAUUGCAUGGCUUUUCGUUCUCAAUUUCGUGUAUGGCGUCGAUGCCAUUAUUUGGAGCGACAACGUGAACAUCGUCGUCCCAGUGUGGUGUGAUAUCACCAGCAAAAUCAUUAUAGGAUCUACGUUUGCCCUUCCCGCUGCCUGCCUUUGCAUUUGCAUUCAUAUCGAGCACGUCGCAUCGGUGAAUCGGGGCAGAACUUUGCUAAGCGACAAACGCACUCGCCAGCUUUUCGAACUGUUCAUGUGUUUCGGACUGCCGAUGGUCUCCAUGGGACUUCACUACAUCGUGCAAGGCCAUAGGUUCGACAUCAUCGAGGGGUAUGGUUGUCGCCCGGCGACAUAUGUCUCAAUCCCCGCUAUCUUUCUCAUCUGGUUGCCUCCGCUCGUGCUAUCCGUGAUUUCUCUUGGGUUUGCAUGCGCUUCUUUCGUCCAUUUCACACGACGUCGGUCUAAAUUCGCACAUCACCUAGAAACAUCUCGGAAUGGCCUGACGACUUUUCGUUACUUCCGUCUGAUGCUCAUGGCGGUCGUAGAAAUGAUCUGGAACAUCAUGGUCACGUCCUACACCCUUUGGUUCGUCGCAAUGGACGUGCGCCCGUGGACGAACUGGGAUGACGUGCAUUGGGACUUCUCGCGCAUAGACUUAUAUCCCGCUGCCUUCAUGCCAAAGAUCGCACUCACCAACUAUUACCUCGUCUGGUGGGUCGUUCCGGCCUCCACCUUCAUUUUCGUAGCGUUCUUUGCUUUCGGCAAAGACGCCGUGAAUGAAUACACGGCAUGCAUGAUGUGGAUACGCCAAAAUGUCCUCAAGCGAACGAACGAACGAACCGCUCCAAACUCCACUCCACUCACGGAGUACGUCAUAUGCUCUCAACAUUGA